ACAAGUAACAACAACUAUCAUAAUCUUCAGCAUGUCUACCAUCUACCAUCCACUGGCCAAGUCCAUAAGCAGUAGAUUGGACGAAGGAUGCUUAACUCCUCAGAAUCCUCAGCUUGAGGCCAAAUCGCAAAGAAUUGCAAUUGCAACCAGCUCUAGUUCCCAUAACAAACCCAACCAAUUGGACAUUUUAUCUCCCCCAUUGUCGCCCUACCAGCGCACUGACUCCGUCGGCCCAGCUCCGGUGGCAGGCGACCAGGCUUUGAUCAGAAGCUACUUGCCCAACAAACCCUUUAGUUUGGAGAAUUAUAACAAUUAUGACUUGAAGGUAAACCCCUGGACUAACUUGAAUAACGACUACCGGGCCCGCCAGUUUGCGUUUUUGAAGAAGUACAGCAUCAUAAAGAAGAAGGAAACCGACCGGUACUUGAGGGAAAAGGCCGGGGCCAAAAAGAGAAAGUACAACACCAAUGGGUUUAUGGGCCAUUUGUCAGACCUGAACUCAAACUCAGAUAAUGGCAGCAAUAAGGUUAGAACCAGAAGAAUCAUCAAGGAGUCCAAUAACGAGUUGACUGACAAGCUCCCCACCCGGUCGUCAUCACCAGCUUCGUCUCCCAAAAAGAGGAAACCCAACAUUCAGCAGCAGCAACAGAGCUUCAUUGACGAGAACAUUCCUGACUACUCUCCAGAACUCAGUACGUUGCCCAACAACGCCAAGUGUAUGAAGAUUGACUGGAAGGGCCAGCCCAUGGACUUGUCGGGAGAUCCCAACACUCACAAGUUGCAUCCGGCUGAGGUGACAUUGGCAUCGGUGUUGAGAUUGCCAUGUAACGUUUAUUUGGACUCGAAAAGGCGGUUGUUUUAUGAGAAGGUGAACAGACUCCGGGCAGGCAUGCAGUUUCGGAGAACCGAUGCUCAGAAGGCUUGCAGAAUUGAUGUCAAUAAGGCAUCUAGGCUUUUUGCUGCGUUUGAAAAGGUUGGUUGGUUGGACGACCAUCACUUUGACAGGUACUUGUAGGACAGGAAUGGAAUCAGGUAGAUUCAGGAUAUUAGGGACACUUUGGGGUGUGUGCAUGUAACAUUAGUAUGUUUUCAUCGGUAAACUAUGGGUAUAGAAUCGGUAUAGGUUUGGUUUGGAUUAAUAUAUGUGCCAUAUAGGUAUUUGU
Molecule: messenger RNA, 1163 nt
Organism: Yamadazyma tenuis ATCC 10573
Lineage: Eukaryota; Fungi; Ascomycota; Pichiomycetes; Serinales; Debaryomycetaceae
Biological process (GO): regulation of transcription by RNA polymerase II; chromatin remodeling
Cellular component (GO): nucleus; Rpd3L-Expanded complex
Molecular function (GO): transcription coactivator activity; protein binding; chromatin binding
Source: RefSeq, a predicted model, not a curated record